GUACAGGUUAUGGAAUGAUUUAUGUAUCAUUACAAACCUUUAAGCAUGCAUGCCUGCUGAAAAUUUUUUUAAAAAUACGGUUACUAGCUGUCAGGUGUGAACUUUAGACAGAAUGCAGGAUCAUUUCCUUAAUUUUUAUUUGUUAGUAUUUGUCAUUCUGGCUGACCUGUUGCUCAGUGUUUUCACAAAUGUGCUCAAGGACAUCUUAUAGUAUUCAUAUUACUCAUUACAUUAUUAAAAAUAAGUGAUUUCUUUAUUUUCUUUUCAUGAGAAGUCCUAUUUCUUAUUUCCUCUGAUAUAAUUCCAUAGAAUCCACAGAUUACUGAGUCUAUGUAUUCAGCAUACUUUGCAGUUUUUGCUCUGAUCAUUAACUGACUAUAAAAGAUUUUUUGUUUUACUAAAUGAAAUGUUCCUGCGCUCAUUCAUCUAGUGCUGGGGUUUCAUGGUGGCUUUAUCACAACUUUAUCUUAAACAAAGACAAAAAUGUCGCACUAUUGACUUUUCUGGAAACACCCAUGUAUUUCCAUGACAGCUUUUGUUCUCUGAAAGAUUUCUGUGUCUAUCUGCAUGUAUGUGUGUCUGUAUAAGUGCCUUGCAUGUUUACUUUGCGAAGCUUUAACCUACUGCCUCCAGAGAAUAUACAUAUUUGAAAUUAUACGUAGGAGUGGUAGAUAAAGGUGACAUGUUUCUGUUUGGCUUGGCUUUGGUAGACAGGCUUAUCUUAAUAUUCCAUGAAUCAUACUUUCAAUCAUAAGGAAGUAGAAAAACUACAUCAGCUUGCUGUGUUGAACAGAGAUCAUGUGGCCUUUCAUUCUAAGCUCCACUUGUCUUUUUCACAACCAAAAAGAACAAGAAAUGCAUUAUGGCAUUUUUUCCUCAUUGUUUUGUGCAUUUACUCAAGUAUAAAUGUACAAGAUGCUUGUAUUUUACUUGGGGACUAUAUAGUUGUUCUCUGCUUACAUUUAAUUUUUACUCCAGCUCAUUUAUUUAGUAGCUUUACAUUCCAGUUUCUCAAAGUACUUGUCUUGAAGUAGGAGUGGAAGAUCAGAGCUGUUCCUUUUAAUUAAUGAAUGCGUCUUUUUAAAUAGUACAGUGAUGUGCUUUUGCUUGUGAAACGACAUUUUCAGUGCACAACUUUUACUUGCAAUAGAGUAUCUUUAUAUUACAGCGUUGCUACUUUCACAUCAUCAAAGGACCUGAAUGCUUCCUGACACUCCGAUUCAUUCGCUGCAGCAAUGUUCAGUAAUGUUGGAUUUCCCUUCCACAAGCUUCACAAACACACAUCUUUUGUUGUCAGGUGCCACUCCUCUGUCGGGGCAAAGGUAAAUUUGCAUCUUCUGCCUCCAAAGCAAACACGGUGAUGCAGUCCUGGGUUUGGUUUUCUGCUCUGCUCCUCCCUCAAUACUUGUAUAAAAUGAGACCUCUAGCAGAGAUCAGUCUUUGACAAAAACUCUCCUGUUUUCAGUCUGCUUGUCCAUCUCACCCACUGCUGCCAUGUUUGUUGCUCCGCCCGGCUAUCAGCCAGUCUAUGGCCCUUGCAUUCCCUAUCUGGGGCCCAUUUAUGGAGGCCUGAGGGAAGGAGUGUCCAUCUACAUCCAGGGGUCCAUCCCUGAAGACAUCACCAGGUUCUAUAUCAACCUGCUCUGUGGAGAGUCUGAGGCCAGCGACAUCGCCAUGCACUUCAACCCUCGGUUUGACGGCUGGGACAAAGUGGUGUUUAACUCCUGCCAGGGUGGAUGCUGGGAGUCGGAGGAGAAGAUUCGUAGUAUGCCUUUCUGCAAGGGCGAGCUCUUUGAAAUGGUCAUCAUAGUAACUAUAGAGGGCUACCAGAUUAUAGUCAAUGGGAAUGACUUCUACACCUUUGCACACCGUCUCCCCAUGCAGCGAGUUUGUGCGAUGCAGAUUGCAGGAGAUGUUUCUGUCCAGACCAUUAAUGUCAUCGGGGGUGCUCGAGGUGGCAUGUAUAGGUAUCCAGGAGGAAUGGGAGGUGGAACGGGAGGUGGAAUGGGAGGUGGAAUGGGAGGUGGAAUGGGAGGAGGAAUGGGAGGAGGAAUGGGAGGAGGAUAUCCAGGAGGCGGCAUGGGGGGAGGAUACCCAGGCGGCAUGGGAGGAGGAAUGGACGGAGGAUUUCCAGGCGGCAUGGGGGGUGGAUAUCCAGGAGGCAUGGGAGGUGGUAUGGGGGGAGGAUUCCCAGGAGCAAAUCUGCCGGGUAUGGGUGGACAGCCAGUCUACAAUCCUCCCAUUCCCUACUCCAACAUGAUCCCAGGAGGGAUGUUCCCUAAGAGGACCCUGAUCAUCAGAGGCAUGGUGCCCUAUGGAGCAGACAGAAUGAGCAUCAACUUCAUGGUGAGCAGAUGUCGGGACAUCGCCUUCCACAUGAACCCCAGAGUGAGGGAGGGAAUCGUGGUGAGAAACAGCAUGCUGGGAGGUAGCUGGGGCCAGGAGGAGAGGGAGCUGGGCAUGUGUCCCUUCAUGGAGGGACAAUACUUUGAUAUGUCGAUUCGUUGCGGGAACCAGAGGUUUAAGGUAUUUGUGAACGGGCAGCACUUGUUUGACUUCUUCCACCGCUUCCAGUCCUUCAGUGAGAUCGACCUGCUGGAGAUAGAAGGCGACAUACAGAUCUCUUAUAUCCACUUCUGAGGCAACACACACCUUUGUACUCAACUAUGAAGAGAGUUUUCUCAAGGUUUUAUGUCAAAGCAUACGUCAAACUCCUGAAAUUACAAAAUGUUACCUCAUCCUCUGCUGUACUGAUUAAUACCCGGUUAUUGAAAUAACAAACAUGUCACAAACACAUUUUAUAUGAAUAAAAUUAAUACUGUCAACAUCCA
This is a messenger RNA of Acanthochromis polyacanthus (spiny chromis), 2831 nucleotides long. RefSeq names its product galectin-6-like. The record is from RefSeq and is a predicted model, not a curated record. The transcript is spliced from 15 exons. Gene Ontology annotation, molecular function: carbohydrate binding. The coding region runs from base 1495 to 2640 and encodes 381 amino acids. NCBI's taxonomy places the organism in Eukaryota, Metazoa, Chordata, Actinopteri, Pomacentridae.